Molecule: messenger RNA, 2645 nt
Organism: Clunio marinus
Lineage: Eukaryota; Metazoa; Arthropoda; Insecta; Diptera; Chironomidae
Source: the annotation of a GenBank genome assembly
CCAAACGAAACAAAGCGAACAUGUCAGUGAUUUUUGGGAGGACUGUUGAUAAAUUACUUCAGCAGAUCCUUGAAAAUUCCUUAAAUGAUUUUGUUCACAGUUGGUUAAGCAAAAUCGUUUAUGAAGGAGUGGAAUUGAUUGAAAUAUUACGUGAAGAUUUCUGGAUUGCUAUCCAAAAGCUCGUUGAUCGGAUGCGAAAAGUUGAUGCUUCGAAAGUAUUGGCAGUUGAUUUUGUAACAAAAGUAACAAAUCAUCUGGAAAAGAUAAGAUUGAUGAAAGAAACUGGCGAAGUAACAUUUAAAACGACAUCAUACUUGAUGAACAAUGAUAAAGAAAUCGAAUUUCUUAAGAAAAUUAGCGAGAUUGUCAUCAUUCUUCUACUACCACGCGGAUAUUCAAUUGCACCUUUGAAGAAUCUUCUAUGUGAAAUUAUCGCUUACAAAGUUUUUUACUGUAGUAUCAAAAUGAUAACAGAACCUGAUUAUAUCAAUCAAAAAAUUAUUGAAGGGGUGCAGUCACGACUUGCGUCAAUUGCUUUAAGUCGACGAAGCUAUGAAUAUGCGACGAGCUUUCAAGAUUUUCUUCGGAUAAUUAACAAUUCAAGCAGUGUCGAAGAUUUACUUCAGAUGAGAUCCUCAAUAAUUAAUGACUUGAUGCAAGCGACAACAACUCAAAAUCUUCAACGAGCUAAGGGAAUUAACAUCGAAAGUGGAUCAAUAAUUGGAGUUAAGCGUUCGGACAUCAACGCUGCAUUGAAGCUUAAAAAAUACAUUCAACAACUUUCAUUUGCAAAGAGUGAAAGCGAAAAGAAUUUGACAAGACUAGGAUGGAUUGGAAAUCACUCAAAUGACUUGAAUUUGUCUCUCCAAGACAUUCUUUCGACAGUAGUGGGACGAAAGUAUUUGAUACGAUUUCUGGAAUCUUUGAAUGCAGGUAAUCUCGUCGGCUUAUAUACAAGCAUUGAAGAGCUUAGGUCAACUUCGAAAGCUAAUAUUCAUCAGCUUGGUGCUGAAAUUUAUUAUGCAUACAUUAGACCAAGUUUUGAGAUUAAACUUGAUAAGCAAGAACAAAGAAAGGUCGAAGGCUUCCUUUUAGGUGAUGACGCAAAUCAUGAAGUUUUCUUUGACAUUCAGAAGAAUGUUUUGAAGUUGUUGGAAGAAAAAUAUUAUCAGUCUUUUAUUCUCAGUGAUGAAUAUAAGAAAUUAAAAAAUUCCAUAACUUCUGAAGACAUUUCAAGCAUCUCAAUGAAUUCCUUGAAGACAAGUUUUGAUGUCAACACAGCAGAGGAUGAAGUUGAUGAUUAUGACACUGGAAUGGAUUUAACAAAUCACUCAACAUACGCUAAGAAUAAACUUGAACAACUACAGGAACGUCUGAAGAAUAAAAAGAAUGCUUUGGAAGCAUUAAAGUUGUCAGUGAAACCAGAUUCACAAAUCUUGUCGAUUUUAGAGAAAGAAAUCGAAAAUCUGAAGAAUGAGAAGAGACAACUUGAAGCUCAUUUAUUACGAACUGAAACAUGGACAGAACAUUUAGGCAAAUGGCGUGCAAAUGUAGAGACAGUUGAAAUUCCUGAAGACUGCGACACUCCUGAAUUUCUUAUAGUUGUUCAGGUUGAUGAGAUACCUAAAGAGGCCAAAGAAGAUGAAACUUUCGAACAGGAAGAAAACAUUUCCACCGGUUGGGUUGUGUUGCGAACUCUUGACGACUUUCAUGAACUGCAUAAAAAGAUGCGACCUCUGUGCACUCAACUAAAGAGCUUAGAUUUACCAUCAAACAAUACUUUCAUUCUGUUCUUUGGAAAGAACGAUAAGGGAUCUCUUGACAAAGCUAAAUCUCAGAUUCAACGAUACCUUAAUUUUAUAAUGGAAAAUCCAAAGUUGGUUGAGUCAGAGUUUUUGUUUGCUUUCUUAAGUCCAUCAUGUGACAAGUUAAAGACAAUUACACCAUCACCAAAGAAGACAAAAUUCUUUUCCCUUUCAACGCUAUUCAAAAGCAGCUCUUAUUCAAGCAGUAGCGAUAAAAGUGAACUUUGGGGAACAAGAGAUGAAGAUGAUGAUGAUCUGUUGUUGGUGUCAGAUGUUGCCAAUGAGAAUAACUUAGAAAGUGCAAGAGAUAGUAAAAUAUCGUCACAAAUUGAUGACAUGAGAGAUUCCAUUGCAGAGCCAAUUUAUCAUUUGCUGAGUGAAAUUUUUGAUCUUACGGGACCUUUCAAAUUUCUCCGCAAAUCCUUAAUAUCAUUCGUGCAAUUGACAUACGGUGGCACAAUAAAUCGCCAAAUAAGAGACUUGAUAAGUGGAUGCUUUGAUGAAACUAAUUUACAUCAUUAUUUGUCAUGCAUGUUGAAGACAUUAUGGCCAGCCAAUGAUGCUGAUGAUGAAGAAGAAAACGAAUCUUCCGUUCCUGAGCGUACUGACGACAUGAAAGAGAUGACUGCAAUUACUGCAAAGAAUUUAGUAAUUGACAACAUCCCUGAUAUAUUAAGUAAUCUCGUUGGAGCUCAAAAUGCCAAAAAUGGAUCCAUAAAGAUUUUCGAAAUCCUACAGAAUGAAACCUACAACAAACAUCUGAUUUAUGACUUGCUGGAAGUUCUUCUUGUGGAAAUUUUUCCCGAAAUCAAAAGCAUACCAUCGCCAAAACUACCAUAA